Messenger RNA from Drosophila navojoa, 5050 nucleotides. RefSeq names its product Ubiquitin specific protease 15/31 (gene Usp15-31). NCBI's taxonomy places the organism in Eukaryota, Metazoa, Arthropoda, Insecta, Diptera, Drosophilidae. The record is from RefSeq and is a predicted model, not a curated record. Gene Ontology annotation, molecular function: cysteine-type deubiquitinase activity. Gene Ontology annotation, biological process: protein deubiquitination.
UAACAUACAUAUUCGGGAAAAAACAUUGGAACGGGUUGGACGCGGAUAGCACACUUCUGCAUUUUUCUGCGAAAAAAUUCAAUCAAAGCGGAAAAAUAAGCGGUAUUUACAGGGAAAAAUCGUUUUGCGAUUAUAGUAGAGAUUUCUUUGUAUCACGCGACAAUUGUUUGUUUUCGUUGCAUCGCGAGGCAAAGCAACGCCAACGAGAAGAAAAAAAAUCAGAAAUAAAGUGCGCUAAAAAAAGUGAAAUCUAAUGCUAAAAGUCAAUUUCUUAUAGCCGAAAACGUGAUUCACAAAAUAACCAUCAGGGCAAUUAAUUUUAUGUGACGAAUUGUUUUAAAUAAAAAAUGGGAACGAAAGUGCAACAAAACGACAACGCUGCCGCCGCCGACGUCGCAGCAGCGCCAACGGCAGAAGCGGCCGCCACCCACAGCAACGCCAACGCCAACGCCACAACAACAAGAACAACAGCAACGAUAAAAGCAGAGCCCGAGGCAGAAGCAGCAGCAACGGCAACAGCUACAUCAGGCGCAACAACACCAACGCAUAUAAUGGAGGUAAAGUCACAAACGCUGCCCACACAUGCAGCAGCGCCGACGCCAGUGCUAAUCAUUCCUGCCGCCCAGGCUUCCACGAUGGCCACAAAUGCCGCCAAAAAGAUACGGCGCGCCUUCUCCAUGCCACGCAAUCCGUUUCGCUGGUCGCGCAAAUUCAAGACGAUCGGAACGACAGCCGGCAGCGGCACCGGAGUCGCUGACAGCGACGGUAACGUCGGCAGCGUUGCCAGCAGCACGGGAAUUUCAUCCUGUGUGAGCGGCGGCCGGGGACGUAGCGGCAGCAUUGUAACUCUCAGCAGCUACGAGGCGACUGCCUCUGAAGCGCCCAUUGGCAAGGACAAGCAUACAAUUGGCUCAAAUAGGGCGGCGACCAUUGCAGUCGGCAACAGUAGUAGCAGCGGCAACAACAACAGCAGCAAUAAUAACAACAGCGGCAGCAACAACAACAAGCGUGCACGUGCGAUGCGUCGGUCGUCCUUCAGGAAAUUUCUGAAUCGUAUCGCUCAGCACUUGAGCGCAACGGUGAAUGUUGGGUCGCCAGAGAACAACACUGCGCAUCGCACAACUUUUAUUGAAAUCGUGCCAUUCUACACCGGAUGCUGGCGACGAAAAGAGGCGAACAAACAUGGCCAGGCGAGCAUGGGAAAUGCGAAUGGAACGGAGCGUGUGCCGCCCAUUGGGGGCUAUCAGUGGCCCGCCGAUCAGACGCCCGGCGUAAUGGGCCUUAAAAAUCAUGGCAACACCUGCUUCAUGAACGCGGUGCUCCAGUGCCUCAGCCACACGGACAUAUUAGCCGAAUAUUUUGUGCUGGAUCAGUAUAAGGCUGAUCUGAAGCGUCGCAAUAAGAUCAAUUCACGCAAAUUCGGCACCAAAGGCGAACUGACCGAGCAGCUGGCCAAUGUGCUGAAGGCCUUGUGGACCUGCCGCAAUGAGAGCGAUCACAGCACCAGCUUCAAGGCCGUUGUCGAUCGCUAUGGCACACAGUUUCGCAGCUCGACGCAGCAUGAUGCACAGGAGUUCCUCUUCUGGCUGCUGGACAAGGUGCACGAGGACUUGAACACGGCCAGCAAGCGACGCUACAAGAGCAUCAAGAAUUUUCUAAACACACAGAACUCGUAUGGCCGCUCGGAUGAGAUAAUCGCCGCCGAGACUUUGGCGAAUCACAUACGCUGCAACAAUAGCUUUGUGCAGGCCGUGUUCCAGGCGCAGUUCCGCUCCUCGUUGACCUGCCCGCGCUGCCAGAAGCAGUCCAAUACCUUCGAUCCGUUCCACUGCAUUUCGGUGCAGCUGCCGCAGCUCACCCAGCUGACCGUCUUUGUGACUGUGGUUUUCAUGAAGAAGCAGCCACGCCAGCUUAAGAUGGGUCUGCGUGUGCCCGCCGGCUCGCCCAUUGUAGCGCUGCGCGAGCAGCUCCAGGAGACCAGCGGCAUUGCCGCGGAUCGCAUGGUGCUGGUGGAUCUCAGCUCCGAGGGAUUCACACGCGUUUUCUACGACACUCAGCCGGUGGAGACGCUGAGCAGCGUGGAGAACAUCUACUGCAUUGAGGUGCCCGAGGUGAGUCCAGCGCCAAAGGCCGCACUAGAGGCUGCGCCCACGAACGGAGCCGAAAAGCCCGCGGCGCCAAAAUCAGCUGCCACACAUUCCACGGAUCUGCUGCUGCUCGUGGCGAAUGUGCAUCGAAGAAAGGGAGACGUAGGCGAAGGCGAUGACAAGGAUACUGCCAAAGAUGUGUGCACCCGCUUUGGCGCACCCUUUAGCAUGAAGGCGCCCAGAGAUUGCAGCUACCAGGACCUGCAGAAGCGCAUGCUGCGCGAAAUGUCUGCGCUCCUCAAGCCGGAAGUGUUCUCCUAUGCAACGCCGUUGACGGAUAUGUUCAAGAUACGACUCCAGGAUCCCUCUGCCGAUCCGGAUACAUAUCUGGAGCAGGUGGAGCAUCCGCUGCUCACCGAAAUGAUUGACAUGGCGCUAUCGGUGCUCUCUGCGGAAGCGGGGCCGACACACAUCAAGCUGCUGCUCGAAUGGAGCGCGCCCGAAGCGCACUUCGUGCAGCUCCAAUCGGAUGCCGACGAAAUUGUGGAGCACGAGAGCGUAGCGCGGCUCAGCGCCAGCAAACUGAACGAUACGGCCGCCCUAACGCUGGAGCAAUGUCUGGAACAUUACACCAAGGCGGAAACGCUCAGUGCAGAGGAUGCCUGGCGCUGUCCGCACUGCCAGCAGUAUUUGCCCGUGGUCAAGACGUUGGGUCUGUGGUCGCUGCCCGACAUAUUGGUUGUGCACUUCAAACGCUUCCGUCAGCAUCAAGCCAAGGGGCCGCAGGCAGCCAAACUGACUACCAUGGUCAAGUUUCCGCUGACUGCUUUCGAUAUGUCGCCGCACUUGGCGCGUGGAGUGCGGGAAUACAACAGCCUGGGAUCCGCCAUAGAGCAGACGGGCAAGAAGAGCAAGAGCUCCGGUGACUCGCGCUCCUCCACGUUGAACUCACGCGCCGAGCCAAAGGACACGCGCUACGAUCUGUAUGCCGUCUGCUACCAUCAGGGCGACACUCUAGAGACCGGCCAUUAUACGGCGGCCUGCAAGAAUCCGUACGACCGUCAGUGGUACAAGUUUGACGAUCAGCGUGUUAGCAAAGUGCCCGAGAAUGACAUCGAACAGGACAUUAUUAACAACGAAGCGUAUAUGCUCUUCUAUCAGCGACGCAACGCUGACGCUGCCGCCGAGUGCUCCGGCUCCAGUUCCACAUCGGGCGAUCAUUGGGUGUCGCGCAUUGCGCCGCCACCAGCAACUGCCAGCAAAGAGAAGGAUAUUGUGCCAACGACAUCGGAUGCGCCUGAGCCGGUGCCAGCUGUAGCCGAGAAGACGCCCGCCAAGCCAAUGGCUGUGCCCAUUCCCAUACCCAUUGCAGCCUGUGAAAUCGAGGAGCAGGUUGAAGUUACUUCUGCAGAAGCCAUCACGGAAUCAUCAACUAAGGAUGCGCUCAAUAUGGAGGCAAUAGCGUUUGCCGAUGCCGAUGCUGAAGCGGAGCCUGUCUUGUCAGCUGAGUCAAAUGCUGAGCCAGCUGCGCCGUUACCCACAACGCCAAUGCCAGUCACUGCGGAGCCAGCUAGUGCAGCUACUACUUCUACCAUAGAAGAGGCUGAGGCCACGCCCAUAUUUGCCAUGGACGAGGACUGCGCUGAAAAGCAGCCGAAGGUAACGGCCGACGAUGCCACAGCGCCCAGCGUGGCGCCCCUUGAGGCAGCCAGCGCAGCUCCUGCUCCAGCAGAAGCCACAACCAAUGGCCAUGCUGCCAGCCCUGGGACAUCCUCAAUAUCCAGUUCGGCUUCAUCGGUUAGUUCGCUCUCGUCACGCUCCUCGCCACGCUCGCUGAGCACCUCCGUGACGGCCGCCUCGACGCUGCAGAACAAGUUCAAUGGGCAUAUGAAUGCCGCAUCUGCUGCAGCGGCGCUGCUCAAUGGCAAUGCAACGUCGCAGUUGUCUUCCAGUUUGCAGCUCUCGCGGCAUGCGAUGCAGAACAACUGCAAUCACAAUUGGUACGGCUCGCGCAGCAGCGUCUCGGCCAUCGAGAGCGCCACACAGCAGCAGCAGCAACAACAACAGCAGCAGCAACACCAGGCUGCAGCCGCUAGCCUCAGUCUGCGGCACUCAUUCUCCACCAGCUCCAAUUACAAGUUGCGCGAAUGCAGCGAAACGCUGUCUUCGCUCCUGCGCAACUCGGCCAACACCUGCAGCAAGGAUACGCUGCUUUUUAUAGACCAGCAGAACCACCAUCAUACGAGCGGCUUGAUUGAGGACGAUGAUGAUUCAUACAUGGGUCGCUCCUUAUGGAUUUCACCUGUGACGCCACACAAGCUAAUUACCGUCUCCCCCAAGAAUUAAUGACGAUAUUGUUAUUCGAUUUGGAAUCAGAAUCACUCACACACAAAACGCACUAUAGAUAUAAGCCUAAAGUUUACUUUAUAUUGAAUAUUUCGAUCGAUGCAGUUGCAUCCAUAUAUACAUACGUAUAGUUGUAAGCUACAAGAUGUUAUACACAACGUUUACUUUAACAAUUUGCGAUUUACAAACAUAUAUACACAUACUCGUAUAUAGCAUUAUAUAAGCAUAUACAUAUAUAUACAUAUAUUUAAGCUAGUUUAGGAGCGAGAGUUAAUCAGCUUUUGUUUUUGAUUUGGUUUUAAGUUAAUUUAUUAUGAGCAAGAGACGAUUGUUAACUAAAUCGGGAAAAUUUUUAAAACAAUUGACAUUGCAUUGUAUAUUAUUAUUUAUUUAGUUUAAUGCGAAAGUACAAUAUGAUUUGAUUUUUAAUUCUUUUCAUGCAAAACAAAUGCAAUAAUAUUUUUUGUUAUAUAAACUCGAUUUAGAGCAGUCCGUGCAAGGCAUAUGUAGAAGAGGAAGAUGAAGAAACCAAGUUUCAAGCUGCGUAUUUAUAUGCAUACGAUCAGCGUAUUGUGUGCAUAUAUAUGUGUAUAUAUAUUCAAUUCAAUUACUACAUC